AUGCCAAUGCCGCUGGCCGGUGCAGCUCUUCCUGUUGAGGCAGAUGAACCUGCAGUUGUUAUGCAUACCGCCGGUGGCCGCCGAAAGCGCUUGGGUGUUGGUGGCAAGAUCUGCAUGUUGACCGGCUUGAAGAAGUUCAAGGGUAUUUACCGCUCCUACAGUGGCAAGAAGAACGUUCGAUUCUGGCGACCCAACUGCCGCUGGCAUAAUGUUUGGUGGGCCAAGGAAAAGAAAUGGGUCCGGCUCUUCAUCAGCAUGGCUGCCCUGCGAAAGAUGGACGAGCGUGGCCUGGACUACAUGGCGAGGCGAGCUGGCUUGGACCUGUACGCAUGGACCAAGGAGCACUGGGAACCAGGCUCCAGGCAGCCUUUGCGCCUCAAGGUGAGCACCACGGGGAAAGCCAUCAAGGAUAAGCGUUUGUGGCCUGAUUACGACAAAUACCUCAACCAGGGCAAGCCAUUGGCUGAGAUUUUCGCAGGGCCCAAGUAUAGCAAGAAGCCCUUGCCAUGGAAUCAGCGCAAGGCCCUGAAGAAUCCAGCAACGCCACCAAAAGGAUUGAAGGCAGGGAUUCCCGAGGUGAAUGGAGCAUGUCACAGAGCCACACAGGGCAGGAAACGGAUGGAAACGACGCGUUUUGGACUCACCUUGCACUGCAGAAUGAACAUGCCCGAAUAA
Messenger RNA from Cladocopium goreaui, 675 nucleotides. The record is from the annotation of a GenBank genome assembly. NCBI's taxonomy places the organism in Eukaryota, Dinophyceae, Suessiales, Symbiodiniaceae.